This is a messenger RNA of Abrus precatorius (Indian licorice), 3790 nucleotides long. Its product is annotated as kinesin-like protein KIN-14K. The transcript is spliced from 25 exons. NCBI's taxonomy places the organism in Eukaryota, Viridiplantae, Streptophyta, Magnoliopsida, Fabales, Fabaceae. Gene Ontology annotation, biological process: microtubule-based movement. Gene Ontology annotation, molecular function: microtubule motor activity; microtubule binding; ATP binding. The coding region runs from base 1 to 3702 and encodes 1233 amino acids. The record is from RefSeq and is a predicted model, not a curated record.
AUGGGUUUUUCUCUCUCCGACUCUUCUCAUGAUCAACCUCAACUCAUCCCACAACACCCAUCAUUGAUUCAACGUCAACGUCUCAUUGCAUUCUCAGGGACUGAAUGGCUUGAACUUAGGAACGGGAAUUUGAAUCAUAAUGUCUUCAUUGCAUUGAACCUAGUGAUGGAUUCCCAAUCUGUUAACAGCAAUACAGAAUUCAGAGAAUUGGGUAGCCCAAAAGCUAGUUCCCUUGGAUUUCAUAAAAAUGGGAAUUUUCUUUCCAUCUAUGGUGAGGUGGAAGCCAAACAUCGAUUGCUCUUAGUUCAGUGGUUAUCUAGUCUUAUACCUUCAUUGUACUUUCCAAUAAAUGUCACGGAUGGUGAGUUGAGAGCAUGCUUGAGCAAUGGUACAGUUUUGUGCCAGAUACUGAACAGGCUAAGACCUGGCACCGUGAAUGUGGUUAGUGAACCUGAUAAUUCUCUGCCAUCACACUCAGAAAAUGUUAAAUCCUUUCUGAAAGCUUUGGAUGGAAUGGGAUUGCAACGGUUUGAAAUAUCAGACCUAGAGAAGGGGUCUAUGAAGGCUGUUGUGGAUUGUCUUUUGACCCUGAGAGCUAAAAGUUUGCAGAAUGCUUUGGCUGAUAAUAAUCAUUCCAACUCGUCGAGCCCUGGUGGGAAUUCACCUUUCACUUUUCCUUGUUCUCCACCAUUUAAUGGACAACCGAGGAGGGUUUCAGCUGGGUCAAAGUUGCAACGUGUCUUUAGUAGCCCACUUGUGGCGGCCGAGCCAGCUUCAUUAAUACACCAUGUUAAUCACAAAUUCCAUGAGGUGUUUCAACUGAAACCUGGAAGCUACGCAGAUCUUCCUGCUGCAAAAAUAUCAGAAAUGAUGAAAUCAAAUAGUUUAGAUAAUGCUCCCACUCAGUCGCUUCUGAGUGUUGUGAAUGGUAUUCUUGAAGAAAGCUUGGAAAAAAGAAAUGGGGAAAUACCUCAUCGUGUGGCUUGCUUGUUGAGAAAGGUUACUCAGGAGAUUGAACGGCGCAUGUCAACUCAAGCAGAACAUUUACGAACUCAAAACAAUCUUUUUAAGGCUCGUGAAGAAAAAUACCAAUCAAGAAUAAGAGUACUCGAGGCACUUGCAUCUGGAAAUAGAGAUGAGAGUGAGAUAUUUGCUAGCCAGUUUCAGCAGCUGAUGGGUGAGAAGAUCAAAGAGGAAGAAAAGAAGGAUGAGGACAAAAGUUUGGAAAUUUCAGCAUUAAAGCAAGAACUAGAAACAGCCAAAAGAACAUAUGAAGUACAAUUUUCACAGUUGGAAGAAGAAUUGUUGCAGAAGGUUGAAGAAUAUGAGUUUCAAUUGGAAGAGUUAAGAAUUCAGGCUGAAAAGAUUAAAGAGGAAGGAAGGACCGCAGAUGAAAAAGAAAUUAUCAGAUUGGUGAAAGAACAAGAGGAAAACAAUAUGGAAAUUUUAGCAUUGAAGCAAGAACUAGAAACAACCAAAAAAACAUAUGAAGUACAAUGCUCACGGUUGGAAGCAGAAGCUAAAGAUGCUAAAGCAGAAUUGAGACACAAGUCUCAGGAAUAUGAGCAUCGAUUGGAAGAAAUAAGAAAUAAGACAGAAAAGAUCAAAGAGGAAGCAAAGAAGGGAGAUGAAAAAGAAAUUAUGAGGUUGAUAAAAGAGCACGAGGACAAGAAAAACUCGGAAAUUACCGCAUUGAAGCAGGAAUUCGAAACAACCAAAAAAAUAUAUCAAGUACAAUGCUCACAAUUGGAAGCAGAAGCUAAGGAUACUAAAGAAGAAUUAAGACAAAAGUCUAAAGAAUAUGAGCAUCGAUUGGAAGAAUUAAGAAACAACAUUAAGGAACUUGAGGCUGCUUCUAAUUCAAAAUAUCAGAAGUUGAAAAUGAAAAUGAGCCAAUGGCAGACUGUUAUAAAAUUUCAUUCCAGUUCACUACAGAAUUUGAGAUUAUCUUGGGAAUCUAUUAAGCAAGAUGUUAAGAAAGAACAAAUGGCUUAUGCAGAGGAGUGUAGUCGAUUAGGUGUAAAUAUUAAAUCACUGGUACAAGCAGCGGAGAACUAUCGUGUCGUUCUUGCUGAAAAUAAAAAAUUGUUUAACGAGGUUCAAGAAUUAAAAGGAAAUAUCAGAGUAUAUUGUCGAAUUAGACCGUUUCUUUCUGGAAAAAGGGAAAAACAGUCUAUUGUUGAACACAUUGAUGAUAAUGAUUUGGUUGUGUCAAAUCCAUCCAAAGAAGGAAAAGAUACUCAUCGAUCAUUUAAGUUUAAUAAGGUUUUCGGCCCUACAAUAACUCAAGCGGAGGUAUACGCUGACAUUCAAUCCUUCAUAAGAUCAGUACUUGAUGGGUAUAAUGUGUGUAUAUUUGCUUAUGGCCAAACUGGUUCAGGGAAAACUUACACAAUGACUGGUCCAAAUGGAGCAACAAGUGAGACUAUUGGUGUUAAUUAUCGAGCUCUAAAUGACCUCUUUAGCAUUUCGACUAGUAGAUCAACCUUCAUCGUCUAUGAGAUUGGGGUUCAAAUGGUUGAGAUAUAUAAUGAGCAAGUUCGUGACUUGUUAUCAACUGAAGGUUCUUCAAAAAGAACACUUGGGAUAUUGACUCACUCUCAAGCAAAGGGCUUAGCAGUACCAGAUGCUAGCUUGUUCCCUGUGAAGUCACCUUCAGAUGUCAUUAAGCUAAUGGACAUUGGACUUAAAAAUAGAGCCAUUAGUGCAACUGCUAUGAAUGAAAGAAGUAGCCGUUCUCACAGUGUGGUCUCAAUCCAUGUUCGUGGGAAGGAUUUGAAGUCUGGUUCUACUCAGGUUGGUAAUCUUCAUUUGGUGGAUUUGGCAGGAAGUGAAAGGGUGGAUCGUUCUGAAGUAACUGGAGAUAGGCUUAAGGAAGCACAACAUAUAAACAAAUCACUCUCAGCUCUUGGAGAUGUUAUUUUUGCCCUUUCUCAAAAGAGCCCCCAUGUACCUUACAGAAACAGCAAGCUCACUCAACUUCUCCAAACUUCUCUUGGUGGUCAAGCAAAGACACUCAUGUUUGUCCAAAUUAACUCAGACGUAAGUUCAUUUUCUGAAACUGUCAGCACUCUAAAGUUUGCUGAGAGGGUUUCUGGAGUUGAGUUAGGAGCUGCUCGAAGUAGUAAAGAUGGCAAAGAUGUCAGAGAAUUAAUGGAACAGGUGGCUUCAAUGAAGAGCACUAUUUUGGCAAAAGAUGAGGAGAUUGAGCGGCUUCAUUUACACAAAGGUUCAGUUGGUAGUAUUCUUAAACAAAACCAAAAAUCACCAAGUGGAAGUAUUAAGCACCAUGAAGAUGAUACCCACCGAUCAAUAGUUGAUCAUAUACACCAAAAUGAAUUUCUCCAUCAACCUGGGCUUUCUGGAGAAGAUAUAGCAAAGAAUAUAGCUGCAAACAUACAAACUCCAGGAUUUUCAGAUGCAGAUCUUGAUGAAAGAUCAAGUGUUCAUUCUGAAAAUGAUGUUGCUCCUCCAAGCAUAGGAACUGAUAGUUCUGAAAACUCCAUUCUCACUGAAGGCACAAAAUCAUCUGAUAAGAUUGAGAAAUCUAAAGCAAUACCCAAAAAUGUACAUGUGGUGAGGAAAUUAAGUCGAACAUCGUCUAUCACAACACCAACAAAGGAGCCCUUGAAAAAGCCACCAUCAGGUAUUAAAAAAAGCUUCAGUAUUGGCCAACUUAAACCAGCAAAACGGUGGCAGUAGAACAGGAAGUAGCAGCUGAAAUUCGUUUGCACACUCUUCACUAUUUGACAUGUACAAUGUAAAUAUAAUUCUUUCAUUGAUAUGUUCA